CAGUAAAACAUCAACCAUAUGUGGAUACAGCGAAUGUUUUUUCUCAGCACCAGAAUACGAAGUAACCCAACACAUGAUCACAGACCAUGGACAUAAGCCAACCAAUAAAAAUAAAAAAUUCUAUUGUUUGUACUGUGACUAUAAUACAUCCUAUAAACAUUUAUUGCAAAGGCAUACAUAUGUGAAACAUAAAGAACAAAAUGAGUUUGCGAUAAGCAUGAAAACUUACUGUUGUAUUUACUGUGACUUUACAACCAUGGAAAAUCGUAAUUUACAGAACCACAUAUUUAGCAAGCAUAAAAAACAAAAUGAUGUAGAAAAUGGAGUAAAACUAAAAUUAAAAACGUACUCUUGUGUGUACUGUGACUUCACAACAAAGUCGAACCGUAAUUUUCAGAAACACAUCUAUUUAAAACAUAAAAAACAAAAUGAGUUAGAAAAUAAAGUAGAAAUAAAAAUACAAACCUACUCUUGCGUGUACUGUGACUUUACAACAAUUGAAAACCUGAAGCUACAAAACCACGUCUUUAGCAAACAUAAAGAACAAAAUCAGUUGGAAAAUAAAGUGACAGUAAAAAGAAAAACUUGCGUGUACUGUGACUUCACAACAAAUAGAAAUCGUAAUUUACAAAACCACGUCUAUAGCAAACAUAGAGAACAAAAUGAUUUAGAAAAUAAAGUAGCAUUAAACAUACAAACGUUUUCUUGUGUGUACUGUGACUUUAAAACGCUUACUGAGCAAUUGUUGAAUAUCCACAUCUUCAGCAAGCAUAGAGAACAAAACAAGUUGGAAAAUAAAAUUGAAAUUAAAAUAAAACCGUACUCGUGUGUUUACUGUGACUAUUCUACAUAUCGUAAUCAAUCAUUGCAGAAGCACUUAUUUAGAAAACACAAAAAACAAAAUGAAUUGGAAAACAAAGUAGCAAUAGUAAUAAAAAUUCACUCCUGCGAUUACUGUGAAUUCAAUACCGUGGAAAAAACACGUUUCAAAGCCCACCAAGCUUUAUGUAAAAAUACAAAAUAGAUGAUAGAUAGACUCAAAGAACAAAAACGUCCACAAUGACUGGUCUUUAAAUUAUCAAGAACGCGAUAUUCAAGUUGUGACACUUCUAUAUGACUAUAAUACAUCUUAUUAUUAUCAAAACGUCAAAGAUUAUUGUUUCUAAUUUUGUAUAGUUAUUAUAUUAGUGGAACUUAUCUUAAUAGGUUGUGAUCAAAGAAAUGUUAAUUUAUUAUAUCAAACUUUUUAACAAUAAAUAAAAUGAUAAAUA
Messenger RNA from Brassicogethes aeneus, 1271 nucleotides. The record is from the annotation of a GenBank genome assembly. NCBI's taxonomy places the organism in Eukaryota, Metazoa, Arthropoda, Insecta, Coleoptera, Nitidulidae.